UCCUCCUCCUCCGCCGCCGCCGCCCUCACGAAUGUCGUCAUUGAUCGAGCAUACAAAAACCGACCGUUACCCCGCCGCCACGUGAAAUACGACGAAACCGCCCUAUACCAUUACCACGAAACGACUGAUACCCGCUACAUCAACUGGCGACGGCUGUACCGCAACCGACACUUGAUUGACAAGCGGUGGCGCGAAGGCAAAUGCAAGAUGCGUGUAUUUCCGCACAAGGACUCGCUGAGCGACAUGCACCUUGAAGGGAUUUACUGCAUCCAGUUCGACGAGGACAAGAUAGUCAGUGGCAGUCGAGAUCGAACGAUCAAGAUAUGGGACAUGCGCACAGGCGAGUGUCGUCGCACACUGUGUGCACACAGCGCGAGCGUGCUCUGUCUUCAAUACGACGAACGGUUUAUCAUCAGCGGCAGCAGCGACAGGACGAUGGUCCAGUGGGAUAUGGAGACAGGCAGAAUUAUACGCACACUUAGAGGCCAUAGCUCGAGCGUGCUGAACUUGCGCUUUUCUGCAGAUCGUGUCGUGAGUUCCUCCAAAGAUCACACGAUCCGUGUGUGGGACUUGCACACGGGGGAGACCCUGCGUGUGCUCCGCGGCCACCAUGCGGCGGUCAAUGCUAUCCAGUUCAAAGACAAUCGCAUCGUGUCUGCCUCUGGCGACCGCACCGUCAAGAUGUGGGACAUGGAGACCGGGGAGUGCUUGCGCACGUUCGAUUCACACAGCCGCGGUAUUGCUUGCGUCGAGUUUGAUGGCGAGCGGAUCGUGAGUGGCUCGAGCGACCAGACAAUUAAGGUAUGGGAUGCAGAAACUGGACAGUGUCUGCAUACGCUGGCGGGACACACGGAUCUGGUGCGCACGCUGCAGAUGGAUGCCAGUGUUGACCGCAUUAUCAGCGGUAGCUAUGACGGUAGUUUGCGCAUCUGGGGCCUCAGCCAAGGAUGUCAUCUGCGAAGCCUAAGCCAAGCCAUCGAAGGAAAGGUGCUCAAUUUGCAGUUCGACUAUGCACGGAUAGUCUGUUGCUCCAACCUCGCAAAGAUUGUAAAAUAUGAUUUUGCCCAUGGCAUCGAUACUCAGUUUCUCAUGUAAUAUUGCUUUCUGUCUCUCUCUCUCUCUCUCUCUCUC
Zychaea mexicana is the source of this 1131-nucleotide messenger RNA. Its product is annotated as WD40-repeat-containing domain protein. Gene Ontology annotation, molecular function: protein binding; U6 snRNA binding; U4 snRNA binding. The transcript has a single exon. Gene Ontology annotation, cellular component: U4/U6 x U5 tri-snRNP complex. The record is from RefSeq and is a predicted model, not a curated record. NCBI's taxonomy places the organism in Eukaryota, Fungi, Mucoromycota, Mucoromycetes, Mucorales, Lichtheimiaceae. Gene Ontology annotation, biological process: intein-mediated protein splicing; mRNA splicing, via spliceosome. Bases 208 to 1095 code for a protein of 295 amino acids.